AUGCCACGACGCGGUGCUCCGUCUUCCAAUACAUUGAGUCCCCAGGAUUCGUCCUCACCGAACGGUCCUGCUUCCCUUCGUUCCAAUUCGCCUACCGCAGGCAUCACUCAGUUCCUUUCCAAACCCUCCAAAUGGUUCGGUCGCAGCGUUUCCUCACCAAAAUCCAGCUCCGGUAGCACCACAGAGCCCAGGGCGAGUAAUUCGUCGGCCAGGAAGCACAAAAUUUCGCACCCUACAGAUCCGAGACCGAUAUUGGAUGGGUAUGCUGGUUCUAACGCCAGGUGA
Molecule: messenger RNA, 285 nt
Organism: Desarmillaria tabescens
Lineage: Eukaryota; Fungi; Basidiomycota; Agaricomycetes; Agaricales; Physalacriaceae
Exons: 1
Coding region: 1-285 (94 amino acids)
Source: RefSeq, a predicted model, not a curated record